Pomacea canaliculata is the source of this 5217-nucleotide messenger RNA. RefSeq lists its product as uncharacterized. The record is from RefSeq and is a predicted model, not a curated record. Lineage: Eukaryota; Metazoa; Mollusca; Gastropoda; Architaenioglossa; Ampullariidae.
GAGGCACCCACCACAACUACCGAAUCUUAGGAAAAGGCAUGACUAGACAUAUUUGAUACAAACCCAUUUAUUAACUUGCAAUGCCAUGACCAUGUUAAAACCCUUUUCUCAUCUUGUUCUUAUUUUGGACUAGUCGAUCCGUCGGGUUGUUCAAUUUACUUUUGUGUAGGCUAUCAUCUUUCUUUUGUCCUCUACCUAAUCUUGUAAGCCGCUUUACUGAUUUGUUUGCAUCUCCUUGUUGUUUUAACUUACAUCACUAUAAUGUCUACAUUAGCGUAGGAACCUGGGAGUGGAGGACAGCUGGCCUGUCGAAAAAGAUAGUGAGGAGGCAAGAAUGUGAACGUCGUUCACUGUCAGCAUGGAGUUCACAUCCCCAAGGCAAGCUGAACAUAUUCCUACGCACUAGACUCCCUCGGCCUUUGACCGCGAACUUGUACACGUCCGUGACGCAAUGAGCCAUCACGUGACCUAUCAUGACAACAAAGUUGGCGUCCUGCAAUGGCGGUGAUGGUGAAUGAGUCGGUGCUCUGACCGAGUGCUUUCGGUUGUGUGAGACCAAGAACUACAUAAAAGAAUGGAUCGAGGGAACAAUCGAAAAAAUUUGGAGGCUUUGACAGAAGAAGAGGAUGAAGAUGACCGACCCGAAAAAGAGGGUGAUGAAGACAGUGAAAGUGAAUCUGAAGAUGAUGAUGAUGAGGAGGAUGAGUUUUUGACACAACAUGGAGAACCUAACAAAUUUGAUGGGCUGUGUGAUGGUGUACUAAAUGCUAUUGCCCUUGUGCACAAUUCUUUUAAAGAGAUGCUGGAUCUGAAGGAUAAGUUGCUAAACCAUGCUCUGCCCCCUCCAGUUCUCAUUCAGCUGGCAAUGACCAGUAGCAGGCUUUUUCGCAGCAUAAGUGAUCUGAACAUGACAGUCAAUGAAUUAGUGCGACUGGUGCGACUCUUCUCCACGCCAUGGGAAGAAAAGAGUGCAGCUCUCAAAAAGCUUCAUGAAGAUUAUGAAAGUAAACAACGGCAGCUGAACAUUGCUAUAAAACGACUUCAGCUCGUGGAUGCUCAUUCUAAGCGCAUUGCUCGAGAAAAACGUAUCAUGAACUGGGAGAAACUAUUUACAAAAGUCACCUCUAGCAAAGGUCAUGGUCGUCGUUGGAAGUUUCUGAUUGAGACCAUCAAACAGAAAGCUAGAAUGGGGCUGGAGCAUGUCCAGGCUUACACUCAAGCUCUUGAAGAAUCAAGUGAGUCUGAAGAUGAAGAUGUGGCAGAUAAGGCACCAAUUGCUAGAGCUGAAUCUGGACUAAAGGGCAGCAAAGACACUGAUGAACAAGGUGAAGAGAAUAAACAUAGAGAUGAGGAAAAUAAUGCAGAUGAAGAUGAUGAAGAAGACAAUGAAAAGAGGAUAGUGAUGAUACUGAUAAUGAAGAAGCAGAUGAAGUCAGGCUUUGAAGGAUCAGAAAUAAAACUCAAUGGCUUUGAAGCUACUCAUAUCCCUAUAGUCAUACAUGUCACUGCAGAAGAUGAGGAAGAAAAUCUGGAUGAUACUUUCAGUCGUGUUGGCUCACCAAAGAAAGUUCGUUUUAAUGAGGAGACAGUGGUGACCCAAGCUGUCAAGCCACCAGUGGCAGAGUCUGCUGUAUGGACAGGAGAGCCUGAGUAUGACAGAUCUUUGUUUGUGCGGGUAUAUUGCCCUGAUGGCCUGCAGCAGACACAGUUGAGGUGUACACUCACCUGCAAUGAUCAGAUCUUCAAAACUGGGAUCUUGGACCCAGCAGAUGAUGAAGAAUCUGAAGUGGAACAGCCUGCCAAGCGGCCCAAGGCUGCAGUACAUGGGAUGAGUACAACAAGACCAUCUCCUGAAGUCUCGCUGACAAACUAUGGUGGUGUCAAGAAACAUAAAAAGUUUAAAGAAUUUGAGAUUCUGGUACCUGAGGAAGUACCAAAAGGAGCUUUACAACUGAACAAACAAGUAGCAGAACCUGCAAACAUUCAAGUGGCAGUGCAUCAUGGUCAGUAUGAAGAGCUCUUUGCAAUGGCAUCAAUAAACUUUCAAGACAUUAAAGAAUCGAAUCUCCAAACAGUUUACCUGCAGCCAGUAUAUGGUAAUGACACGAGUCUACAACUAGAAUUGGGAUCUUCAUCGGACCUAGCAGACUUCGACUCUGUUUCAGACUCUGUUGAACUCAUGCUGCCUGAUGACAAUUCAGACAAUAAAAUGCACACAGUGCUUCAGGAAGAUCAAGCAAGAGAUAUUAACAUUCUGCCAUUUCCGCUUUACCCUCUUCAUGCUGGAAGGUCUGAUGCUUUACAUAAGCCAUGUGGAACAGUGCCUCUCAUGCUAUUCUGGGGGAAACGAGAACGUCCACGCAUGUACACCAGACAGACCGGGACACUUGGUUUGAAUGAUCUUGUGUUUGAACUGACUGGAAUUGAUCUCAGCACCACCACUAAAGAGGAUCUGCACAAAGAGGCAAUGGAUCGUUCGACUUCUGCAGUAAUCUUCACCCCAGACGUUCAAGAGGAAACUGUGACAAAGUUGGAAUAUGACCAGCUGGUGUAUCGGCAUCAAGAAGAGCUGCAGUAUAUUCAAGAAGAAUAUGAAAGGAGGCUUCAGGAGCUCAUGCAGAGCUUGGAAGCUAUGCAGGAGGAGAACUUGGCUCUGUCACAACAGCAGCAGCAGCAGCAACAGAUUCUGCGACCACUGUCUACAAGCAGCCACAACAGUCGCAUCAGCCGUGGCAGUGCAUCCUCACCAGGACCAGUCCACUUCAUCCCUAUGCCACCAAAGAAGACCAUGACACCAAGAUCAAGUUCUGCAGAAAAAACUAUGUCCCGUCUUACUACUCCAGUUGAAGUAAAAUCAAUGCUUGAAUCAGGAGGCACAAAGUCAAGAUCUGAGCCCCCCAGGACAGCAAAGAGUCAGCGAAAAGUUAAAGUUGGUCAUGCUUUGCCCAAGUGGGGGGAAAGUCUACCUCAAGAUUUCUUUGAGCGGUUACGGCUGUUUCAAGAAGAAUCGAAGAUACACAAGCAGGAGCUGAGUGAACGUACACUUAAAGAGCUAAAAGAUAGUUUGGAAAAGAAACUGGCUGGCCAACACAAGCUCAGCAAACAAGAAGAGCUUGUGUAUGAUGCACUUAAAGAUGUGAGUCUUCCUGCAUUAUUCAUGCCACUAAAAACUGGAAAUAUAUUUAAUCCUCGUGCACAUCAAUACUUCCAUCCUACAGGUACUACUGAUGUGAGACUGACACAGCCACCUUCUGUCUUCCAGCUGCCACCACUGCCAUCCAAUAAUAAAUUGCCUGUGGUCAACCUGUUUGAGCUCAGCAAAAAUUUCCACAGGCAGGGUGCUCAGUGGUUGGUUGAGCGUUACAUACAACAGCAACAACCACUGGGCACCAGCCCAGAAACCCCUUUGUCUACAGCCAACCAGCCCCAUGAUUCUGCAGACCAGUUAUCUCCCAUGGAACAGGAACAGCAGUUGACAAGUUUUGGUCUUGAGGGCUCUCACAGUGCACAUGCUAGCUUGCCAGAACAAGAAGUUGAAGCGUAAACAGUUGACUACAAAAUUAUUUGCAUCCGUUUUUGAUUGAGCGCUGGGACUAUGUGAUGGUGUACUAUCUAGGCUCCGCUGAAUAGACUGAGAAAGCAAGGUCCAAGUUUUUUGAAAGGGUAUGGGACUUCUGAUUCUUUGGAGUUUGAAGUGUUAUAAAGUAUCUGCAAAAUACUUUGGUUUUUGAUCUAAAAGAAGGACUACUUUUGUGUACUAUCACUGCCUAACCAUCAGGCUUUGAUAUACUGGUUCAGAGAACAAAGUUUGAGCAAAGUGUGGUAUUUCUGAUUUUGAGAAUGUGACAGUUAAACAAAAACAAUUAAUAUAUCCCAGAAAAUGGAAUGUCUAUUGUCUUAUAUAUUUAUAUUUCUGUGUUAUAUCAUAAUACACAUGUCACUUUCUCCAUGCCUCUACAAGAAGAUGAUGAUGACUUUGCAGUAAAACAAGCAAUAUAACUGCAUGUUUCUAUACAUACCAAACAUCAGACACAUUGAACAGAAAAAUAUGCCUUUCAGAUAAACAUAUACCAAACAAAAAUAUUAAACUUCCUGUAGUCUUUUUAUAUUCUGUAACAAACAUAAACUAAUGGGGCUUUUGGGACCUAAAAAGCCCAGAACUGGACAUCAUGGAAAGAUUCAAUAUUUCAUAAUGUUAAAAAAAUUCUGAUGGCUGCUUAUGACAAUGACAAUUUCAGCAUGCUAAAAUGCUAUCAUUAUGUGGAUUACCAUUAUCUUCAAUUCCUAUUUGUGAACUGAACAUGUGACAAUAAUGAGUCUUCAAAAUGAUUAGUCCACGAACAUACUUUUAAUGCAAAAAAAUGAAUUGUCUUCUUUUAUUUGUUUCUAUCGAAAAAAAAGAUCAACGAAGAUGCAUGUUUAUUACUUUCUGCCUGGGCCAGCUGCACUUUAAGAAUAAUCAUAUGCUGUUUGCAUUUUUAUUUUUGAUACAAGCUUUGGUUCAGUAUUUUUCUUUUGUAUGAUUUGUUAAAUUUUUGGUUACUUUCACAGCUCCACAGGAUUAAUUUCAGCCUAUGAGUAUCUAAUGCAACAAUCUCUGUGGAUUACUUUCCAGCACAGCAUCAACACGUGUAGAAAUAAGUCGUUUCUUUACACUAAAUUUGCCUCAGAUUGAUAAUAAAAUCUUCAGGGAAAAGUCCUGUUCAUUCAUCUUGACUCAUUUAAAUUUUUUGCAUGUUGCAUAAGCAAACUUUAGCUUAAGAAUCAUAAGAUGUUUUUUCCAGAUUUUUACCCCCUCAUUAUUUGUGUUUAAAUGUUAUAAUGCAGUGCAAUCAUAUUUUUGUGUGUAAUGUUUAAGUGAUUGGUGCACUCUCAUUUUAAUGAGUGCAAACUAAUCACAAAGUUUGUUGUUUUCAUGCCACAAAUAAAGGAAGGGUUUCAAAGAAAGUGUAAUUGCAUCUCCCUAUCUGCAAUACUUAAUAUAUUACUGCUUGUGACUAUCAAAAAAUGUAGAAUGCAGCAUAUCCGAUGCAUUCUUUUGUUCCACAUUUCAAAUACUUUGUUUCUAUGUACACAUUUCUAAUGAUUAAAAUUUUUGUAGAUGCCAUUUAUUUGUUUCCAAAUGAUUAUGAACCUAUGAUAUGAAUUCAUUAUAUAUGAUGGAUGAAACUUAUUAUUUUUGCAGGUCCAUGUAACAAAUAAAUUUCAGGCCAUAUG